AUGACACACCUCGGCCUGAUAAACUGUCAAUCUGCUUGUAAUAAGUCAGAUUUGAUUAUAGAUCACAUUCGUGACUAUAGCAUUGACAUCCUAGCUCUAACAGAAACAUGGUUUCGUGCUGAACAAGAUCGGAACACCGCUAGUAUAACUCCCGAGGGAUAUAAGCUGGUACAUAUCCCCAGAAAAGGGCGUCGAGGUGGUGGUGUCGGACUAGUCUACAAGUCUAGCUUGACGGCGUCUGUUGUCAAGCAGUGUAGCCAUCCACCGCCAUCUUCCUUUGAAUCUAUGGAAGUUGACAUUCAUAACCAUGACAACAAGCACUUCCGAAUCAUUGUGUUGUACCGUCCACCACACAGCUCAUUAACUACGUUCAUGGAUGAGUUCGCCUCCCUUCUUGAUCGGUAUGCGUUGUUCACUGGGCAGCUUAUUAUACUAGGAGACUUCAAUAUCCACUGGAACAAUGACGCCACCACCAGCACCCCUUCAGCUAAUGACCGGCGUUUUGGUAACCUCCUCACACAGUUCAACAUGCAACAAUUGGUAACCACUGGAACUCACACAUCUGGUCACACAAUAGACUUUGUGAUCACGCGACAGUUCGACACCCUCGUACAAUCUGUUGACACAUCGGACUUUGUGUCUGACCAUUGUGCUGUCCAUUGCCGGUUGGACUUGCGUAAACCAAGAUAUGUGAGGCACAAAAUCACGUAUCGGAAGAUCACUGCGAUAGACCCCACUAAAUUUAAGGAUGACAUUGCCACAUCUCCGCUCAUCACAUGCCCUGCAGAUACGCCAGACACCUUAGUCGACCAGUACAACUCUGUACUCUGUAAACUGCUUGACUCUCACGCUCCCCCCAAAACCUGCAAAAUUGUAGAUAAACCAAAAAUUCCUUGGUACAACAAUGACAUCGCAGAGGCCAAACGCAAGCGUCGUCAACUUGAACGACGCUGGCGAAAAUCCAAGUUACAGAUACACCGUGAGAUGUUCCAAUCGCAGAGAGAUCUGGUAAAAUCCAAAUACAGGUAUUACCAGACGAAUUACUACUCAGAGAAAAUCCAAGGCUGUGAUGGUGACCAACGUGCCCUUUUUCAGGUCAUAAACCAUCUUCUGCACAAGAAAACAUCACCCAUACUCCCAUCAUUUUCUUCACCCUAUGAGAUGGCUACCCAUUUUUCUGACUUUUUCGACAGCAAGAUCUCCAAGAUCAGAAAUGACUUAGCAGAAAUGGAUCCCGGCAUUAAUCCUGCGCAGGCAGAUCUUGAAUUUUGCCAAUCUCCCCUCUUAUCCUUAGCACCUGCAUCAGACACGGAAGUGAUGAAGAUCGUCAAGAGUGCACCGACGAAGACCUGCCCUCUUGACCCAAUACCGACAUCGUUGGUAAAGGAUCACAUCAACGUGUUGCUUCACCCUUUAACACUGAUCAUCAACAAGUCACUCGCCACAGGUCACUUCCCGACAUGCUUCAAGACAGCUCUCAUCACACCCGUCAUCAAGAAGAAAUCACUGGACUCUAAUGAUCUAAAGAACUAUCGUCCAAUUUCAAAUUUGCCUUUUAUGUCGAAGGUUGUUGAGAGAGUAGUUGCAGCCAGGUUGAAUGCACAUCUCAUUCAACAUAACCUGCGGGACAACCUCCAAUCAGCGUACACUAAGUUCCAUAGUGUUGAGACAGCACUUGUCAAAGUUCACAACGACAUAAUGCUCGCUGUUGACAACAAAAGGGUUGUUCUCCUGGUUCUGCUAGAUCUCUCAGCAGCCUUCGACACCGUUGACCAUAAAAUCCUGCUACAUAGGUUACAGUAUCACUUUGGGGUACAGGGAUCUGCACUUUCAUGGUUCAGAUCAUACCUCCAAGAUCGAUCUCAGGCUGUCAACAUAUCAGGAGAGUUGUCUGAUCGCUCUUCAUGGUUUAGCCCCACUGUAUCUGAAGGAAAUGGUUCAACAUCGUCAACUGAGACCAGGUCUGAGGUCGUCGUCAUCCAAUAA
Molecule: messenger RNA, 1986 nt
Organism: Patiria miniata (bat star)
Lineage: Eukaryota; Metazoa; Echinodermata; Asteroidea; Valvatida; Asterinidae
Exons: 2
Coding region: 1-1986 (661 amino acids)
Molecular function (GO): catalytic activity
Source: RefSeq, a predicted model, not a curated record